This is a messenger RNA of Papilio machaon (common yellow swallowtail), 3150 nucleotides long. RefSeq lists its product as uncharacterized. Gene Ontology annotation, biological process: positive regulation of flagellated sperm motility. NCBI's taxonomy places the organism in Eukaryota, Metazoa, Arthropoda, Insecta, Lepidoptera, Papilionidae. Bases 1 to 3150 code for a protein of 1049 amino acids. The record is from RefSeq and is a predicted model, not a curated record. Gene Ontology annotation, cellular component: sperm midpiece; non-motile cilium. The transcript has 20 exons.
AUGGAUAAAAAGAGGUCUUUUAACGUUUUAGCAACACCUGCUACUGGGAAAUUGAACCCAAGUAAUCGUAAUAAGACCAAAGACGCCAAAGGAGAUGGUGAUACCUCACAGAGUACAUCAAGAACACAGUACUUUAAAAGAGAAUUUUAUACUGGUGAGAUAAAACAAUUAAGUGAGAAAGAAGUAAAGAAGUUGAAGGAAGACCUGGAUAGUUCUGGUUCAUCAGAAACUUUUCAAUGCGUCCACGGACCCGAAGGAAAACAGUAUACUGAAGAGGAAAUUUUAAAGAGAUAUUUAACUAAAAAAAUUGAUCCUAUUUCAAUCGACCACUCAUGGAUAGAUCCGUGCCCGGUCACACUCGGAUGGGAAGUUGCUCAGACUUUAGUGUUUAUGGUAAAAGAUCCAAUUGCUGUUCAACAGUUAGAUCGCAUGCAAAGCUAUUUGAGAGAUUUUGCGAGAAUCGCAGAAUUCGGAUAUAAAGUUGGUGUUUUGGACGAUCUAUGUUUAAUAUUGGAUUACUUCGUUGAAAAGAUGUCUCCCAAAUAUCUGCUAAGAGAAGAAAUAAUUAAAUUAUUGCGUUGUAUGGAAAAGCCCAUUUUAUUAAAUGCUACGUCAGAUGUUGUUACUUAUUUCCAGUCUUUAACGAACUACAUCAAUUUUAUUGGUUACCUUCUUGUGCGUUUAGAAGAAGACGAUAUUUUUGAUGUGGUCUCGAAAGCGCUGAUCUGGCAUCUAUCAUAUCCAGAUUCCCAACGUAAACAAGGCCACGUCAAACUAAGCCACACAUUUGCGGCUGCGACUGGACUUUGUGAAACUGUCGUCAAAAUGUUGUCAUUGUCCACAACUCGCCGUUUUCCGUCAUUUUUGGAGACUGCGCUUUUACUUGCUUGCAACAAUGUCGACAUAUGUGUAACAAUGAUGAAGAGUAAUAUAAUAGAAAAUAUAUUUUAUCGUUUUAAUCCCUAUUUUCCUGACAGAGAUUUGCCAAUAUAUGAUACCAAUCCAGCAGAUCCUCAAGACUUUAGAGUAGUACUCGGUGCUAGUAGUAUAAACUUGUCUACUACGCUCUCUUUACUUUUGGUGUUAUUAAAAACGACAAAAGAUAUAACGAACGUGGAUCCUGAAUUCUGUACGACACUUCCAUGUCCUGAUUCAUACAGCCAGAGAUGCUUCGCCUGGGCGUACCGAUAUGAAUGUCGAGCGAGAGAUCAUCGUCACGAAAGAAUAACAUUAACCAUCAUCGGUUCUUGUCUUCUUCAUACUUUCGGCGAACGAUUGACUGAAUUAAGCAACGCUUUAAUGCCGGAUGUGAUAUCGUUGUCAGUCCGGACGGAAAUACCGGCAAGACUUGAUUGGACGGGAUCCAUUAAUUUCAAUACGAGUCAACUGGAUGUGCGUUUUAAGCAAGUUUUAAUAUAUUUAAGCGUGGAUUUUUUUAAAACAUUUCCCCAUAAUAGAUUUCAUAUGGAAUCACGACAUUGGCUCCUGGGUCUUAUGUAUUUACUCGAUCCAGUCCUUUGCAAGCUGAGAGCCCGCUGGUCACCGGCACUAUAUGCCGAUUUGAGAAAAACAACGUUUAAAGCUUUAAUUUGCACUCUGCCGAUAGCUUCAAUACGUCUAAUACAAGAUUAUGGGUUAAUAAGAAGAUUAAUGUGGUACAUUGAAUGGUAUUCUGAGAGUCCGUACGAUUUAUCCAUACUUUACUGGUGUCUUAGAGUACUGCAGGUCGCUAUUAGUCGAAGAAAUACUCAACUCCGACAAUAUAUGUUGAAAGAUUUGUUCGACAGUCAUGGUAUUAUUAUAAUUAUACGUCUCUGUCACACCUUGCUUGAUCAAAAACCUCUACCGGUCGAAAAGAGUCAAGUGAUCUUAUGCGUAUGUUUAAGACUUCUAACAAGUUGCACUGAAGUUAAUUCUAGUUUACAAUGCCGCGUGUAUCCGUCUAUCCAAUGGCCAAACUCCGUACAAACUCUUUCUACAAGGAUGCUAAAUGUGGUACUUAGCUCCUUGCAAGUAAAUUUGAUUGUAAAUGAAAGAUGGAUGAUAUCCUUACUUAACUUUUUAUGGGAAUCAAUCAUUUGGAACGAUACAUAUAGAUCAAGAUUUGUAGCAGAUGAUGGAGUUUACAAGCUUUUGGAUAUGGUUUCUUUGACUACGCGUCCUGUUCAAUGUCUUGCCCUUGCACUUCUAUGCGACGUCGCGCGCGCCGGCGAGGCAGUCGGACAGAUUGUCACGUGGCGUGCAAGUUCUGCUGCUUCUUAUAUUAUACCAAACUUGGUAAGGAGAGGCGCCACAAUCGCGAACUUACUAGCAGCUAUUUUUCGAGAUGAAUGUCACGCGAAUGCAAUUCUAUUAAGCGAUUUAGGUGUGAUUCAAAAUUUAGAUUGCCCAUUGAUGCGUUCGGAGAUUAGAGAACAAAUAUAUUGUUCACGUCCUGAACAAUAUAUUCGUGGGAAUAUCUUGUGCCUACCUGCAGCUGAUUUAGCGGGAUCUCGAUUAUCAAAGGUGUUUGCUAUUCUUCAUAUGCUUUCGAAAGAUUUAGCCUUUAAAGUAUCGCUUGCCGAUGAGACUUACAACCUGUACAAGAAUAUCAAGUUGCCGCCGCAAGACGAGGCAACACUAAUUUUGUGUUCACAUUAUUUAACAUUGAAACUUAACGAAACAUGGAUUGAGACAAAAAUUUUAAGCCCACCUUUGUUACCGCAAGGCGCUGAAACUCUGAAAGAAUUAGUGGAGAUAGCGCACGGGUGGGCAAAAGAAAUAAAACAAAUGCAAGAAGAAAUAUUCAUAAAAAGUAAAAGAGAGGAUUACUCAGUUGAAUGUUCUUUCUACGAGUUCCUUAGCCGGGCGCGGCUGAACAUUGCACUGGACGCAUUACGUGAAGUUCGUUGUAUGGCGCGCGCAUCCGAUCGUUUGCAGAUAUCACACGAUCUACUGCACGACGCUGUCAUGGCGCAGAAGCUUAGACAUGAUCUAGCGCACAGUCUGAACACAGAAAUAAAGAAGACAUACAUCGCCCCAUUAGAUGCACAGAAUACAAUUGGGCAACAUGUAAAAGUUACAAGCAUAAAACCGAAGCAAAUAGAACCUAAAGAUCUAUGUAUUUGCCAUGUAUGUAGCGAAGUUCAUUGUCUACAUAAGCAAUUUUAG